ACAUUCUUUUUCUGUUCAAAUACGGUCUCCUUUUCUCCCUUCACACAUCCAUCUUCAGUGGCGGCGGCGGGAGCGGCCGGACAAAGGUCCAAAGAAGGUCGCCGGAGAUUCCGACCAACGCCGUCGAUAUUUGGAACUCAUCUUACAAAUACAAUUUACGAAGCAAAAAAUUCUCUCUCAGCAUAAUAGGUACAGACGCCGUCGAUAUUUGGAACUCAUCUUACAAAUACAAUUUACGAAGCAAGAUAGCUACAAAAUUCUCUCUCAGCAUAAUAGGUACAAUCGUUUGUGCCUGUUCAAGACGUGCAAAAUUAAUCAAUCUGCAGCGAGUCGAAUGAUUUUCUACUAAUAAUUGGAGAGACGGUUCGCGGGAGAGAUUUUGUUCUGCCUUCGGAGUCGGAAGUUCUUAAUCUCAUUAUUAAUCUGUUCCCGCCAAAAGUUUGAUCAUCCGAAAGUUGACCGGAUUUCGAAUCAUCAAUCCAUGGCGUGAUGGUGGAUGAUGGUUAAUGGCUCUGCAACGGUUUGAAUCUAUGGCGUUAAUGGCUUAUAAUAAGUUAACAAUGGAUAAGCAUGUUUUCUGUGUAUCGCUCAGAUAAACUCUAGUGUUGAUGUUUAGUUUGAUAUGUGUCCUGAAACUCGGCCCAAGGCAAUUUGGUCCCAGGACAUUGAACUAAAAUGACUGCAGUCGAGCAAACUUUCGAUUUGCUUAAGCUAUUUGUUGCUGUACGAGAUAAGGGUGGUUAUGAUGCUGUAUCGAGGAAUGAUUUGUGGGAUCUGGUAGCAGAAGAUUCUGGUUUAGGUUCGAUUAUUCCCUCUACUGUGAAAGUGCUAUACGUCGAGUGUUUGAAUAUUUUAGAGAGAUGGCUUGAAAAGGUUGUUGAGGAUAAAGAAUCCUCAAGUAGUUGCAGCAGUAAGGGAGAUGGUACGGGUUUUGAGUUCAAUGGUUUGUCAUCAGAUAUUCAGUAUUUGAAGAAGAAUGAUGAUUUGCAUGAAGAUACAAAAUUGUUGCAGGAGUCAAACUUUUUAGACUGUGAUGAUACAGUUGUGAUUCUGAAGACUGACAGGGACAAUGAUAUUUAUGGUUGCGGGGAAACUUUUUGCCAAUUAAAUAAGAGCGACUUAGACAUUCCUGACACAGAUGACUUGUACGAAGAUGAAGACACAAGCCCCGAAUUAUCAUCCAACGUGAACGACAUUCUAAUGCCAAGUAUUCGGAAGCAUGAAAAUGUAUCAGCAGACGGGGUAGUAGAAAGCAAUGUGGAGUUCUCUCAUGGCGGUGGAAAGUGCGAUGGUGAUGAUCCUGAUAAUGAGGGAGGAGUGAUUUUAGAUUCCACCUCUAUUGAGGAACAGAAUCUUAGCCACGAGAGAAAGUGUGAAUCCCUGUUAGGAAUGGUAAGGUGGAUCACUGAAAUUGCAAAGAAUCCAUCUUACCCUGUUAUCGGGUCAUUACCUGAAAGAUCAAAGUGGAAGUCACGUGGAAAUGAAGAGAUCUGGAAGCAAGUUCUGCUGAUUCGAGAGGCAAUGUUACUGAAAAGACAUUCUAAUUCUUUUGCGGGACGGUCUAUUCUGCAGAAUAUAAAUCCAUACAUGUUCAAUGAUCAUCAAGGCUCCAGUUACAAUCUAAGAAAGAAGGUGAAGUCCAGAAAAAUACUUCCUUCUGGGAUGAGUAGUGGUCGAAGUCUUCUAGCGGCGAUGGAAGACCAACUAGACCAUGAGAUUCUUGUAACAACUAAUACCUGGAUGCCAGAUUACAUGGGAAAAUCUGCCUCAAAGCACAUACCGGUAGGGCCAAAGUUUCAAGUGGAAGUAGCAGAAUGGAGUGGUACAACGUCUGAAAGUGACUCUAAGUGGUUGGGGACCCUCGUUUGGCCUUCGGAUAAAGUGAACCGAGCGUUUCUCAUUGAACACGAUCUCAUUGGGGAAGGGAGGCAAGAUUCGUGUAAAUGCCAGGUGCGUGGUUCCACUAAAUGCACUCAAUAUCAUAUUUUAAAGAAAAGAUACAAAUUGAAGUUGGAAAUAGGCUCUGCAUUCUAUGAAUGGAAAUUUGAUAGGAUGGGGGAAGAAGUAAGACUCUGUUGGACAGAGAAAGAGGAGCAUAAGUUUAAGGAUGCUAUUCGGUCUAGUCCGGUAUCUCUUAAGAAGUCUUUUCGGACUUGGAUUUCCAAGUUUUUCCCUUCUAAAAGCAGAGAAGAUAUGGUAUGCUACUACUUUAAUGUCUUCUUAUUGCAUCGUAGAGGAUUUCAGAAUAGAUUCACCCCAGAUAACAUUUGCAGUGAUGACGAAUUGGAGUUUAAGUAGUCAGUGAAAACCUUUUUUGGAAACCCAUCAUUUUGUCGAGAUGGAAAAUCAGUAGGAGAAUUUUUUUUUUUUUUUUUGCUUUGUUUUUCUUGGUUUCGUGUACACAUUUGUUCAGUUGAAGUUGAUCAGUGAAAAAAAUACAGUUACAUAGUACAUGGUAACAGUAUAUUUGUGAAGUGAUAUUGAAGAGCCUUAGUUCUGGGACCUUCGA
This is a messenger RNA of Momordica charantia (bitter melon), 2509 nucleotides long. RefSeq names its product AT-rich interactive domain-containing protein 1. NCBI's taxonomy places the organism in Eukaryota, Viridiplantae, Streptophyta, Magnoliopsida, Cucurbitales, Cucurbitaceae. Gene Ontology annotation, molecular function: DNA binding. The record is from RefSeq and is a predicted model, not a curated record.